Leucoraja erinaceus (little skate) is the source of this 4900-nucleotide messenger RNA. It is a transcript of the gene spon2b, whose product is annotated as spondin 2b, extracellular matrix protein. NCBI's taxonomy places the organism in Eukaryota, Metazoa, Chordata, Chondrichthyes, Rajiformes, Rajidae. The record is from RefSeq and is a predicted model, not a curated record. The transcript has 6 exons. Gene Ontology annotation, biological process: cell adhesion. The coding region runs from base 213 to 1175 and encodes 320 amino acids. Gene Ontology annotation, cellular component: extracellular matrix.
CCGCGCACACCCUUAAAUGCGAGGUCGAAAGGUUACAAUAAUUGUUUGAGUAACGAGGGUUCCGUGGAAGCAUAAAUACCAGGCAGUUACUGUCGAUUUUUGCAGAGGUCCCGCCGCAGCCCUACCGAACACCUGCAAACAUUGGCAGUUAGCAGACUCCACUAAAGCUCGUCAUUCAUACCUAAACAUCUUCUCCAGAAACAGAUACCACGAUGUGCAAAGUUUGGAAAGUUUUGUGUACGCUGUGUGUCGCGGUGCUGGGCUGCGUGGACGGGGAGCCACUGUGUGCGGCGAAGGGCCGCGCCAAGUACAGCCUUAUCUUCUCGGGCAAGUGGAGCCGCACUGCCUUCCCCAAACAGUACCCGCUCUACCGGCCUCCGGCGCAGUGGUCCCCGCUCAUCGUCGUCAGCCACAGCAGUGACUACCACAUGUGGAGGGUGGGAGAAUAUGCCAGUAACGGAGUGCGGGAGUUUGUGGAGAAAAGUGAGGCCUGGACAUUAAUGCGAGAGGUUGAAGCAUCGGGCGAGAAAAUCCAAAGUGUCUACGGCGUUUUCUCAACUCCAGCUAUCCCGAAUGGUGUGGAACAGACUUCGACUGAAUUUGAGGUGCACGCCAGACAUUCUCUGAUGUCAUUCAUUGCUCGCAUUGUGCCAAGUCCAGACUGGUUCGUGGGUAGUGACAGUUUUGAUCUGUGUGAAGAAGACACUUGGAAGGAGCAAGUCUCUGUAGAUCUGUAUCCUUACGAUGCUGGAACAGACAGUGGCUUCACGUUCUCUUCUCCAAAUUUUGCCACUAUUCCCCAAGACACGAUCACUGAGAUAACGUCGAGUUCACCAAGCCACCCUGCAAACUCUUUCUUCUAUCCCAGACUGAAGCAACUGCCUGCAAUUGCAAGAGUAACACUGACGAGGCUGAAGGAUAGCCAGUUAAUUGGCAUUUCAACAGUUCAGUCCAACCUUUUGCCCAUGGGAAAUGAAAUAGAUGAUUCUGUCUCGGAGACCCCACUGGAUUGUGAAGUUUCCAAUUGGUCCUCCUGGGGCUUGUGCAUGGGGAAAUGCACAGAGAUGGGUAUUAAGCACCGUACCCGUUACAUCAGGUUGAAACCUGCCAACAGUGGUAACCCAUGCCCUGUGCUGGAGGAAGAGGAGCAAUGUGUUCUGCACAACUGUGUGUAACAGCACCACCAAGUGGUGAUAGUGUAUAUCGUCAACCUUUAUUGGAUUUUAAGGGCUGAAUCUUGUCAAAGAUUGGAUCACCAUACAAUACCAGUGAUUUCAGAUAAUUGUUAGUAAUUCCAGGUUUUAAAUGCCGUCUGCAUUGACAGUUUUUCCACACUAACCCUAUUUUUAUUCUGCCAGGUUUUGUCAUCUACAAAAUGAAAAAUUAAGUUUCUCUCCACCUUGUUUAUCAUCAGUAAUUAGUGUAAGCCGUGAUUCAAAACCGUAGUCAUGGAUACACAGCGGUAAACACAUCUCAUGAGCAAACUCAUAGAUUAGACUGCAGCUUGGAAGUCACUACCAGAUCUUGCAUUAUUUAUACUGUGCACCAUUUUAAUUUACAGGAACUUCUGGGUUCUAUGCUGCUUUAUGGUGUUGAUGGCAAUAUAUAAAUGCCUUCCUCUGUGAUGGUAUUUAUACAAGGUGAUUGAAGACUGACUGUUUAAUAACGCUCAUUUUACAAUCUGAAUUUAAUUACCUGGCAGUACUGUGUGCAGUAGCUAGUUAGCGGUUCUAAGAUAAUAACCAAAGGAAUUGAUUUGAAAAUAGGAAUGUUAAUUUGCCUUAUGCCCAUGUGUUCUUAUUUAAGUCACACUGCUCCAUAAAUUUACCGGAUGAGUGAGUGGGUCUUAAAGAGAUUGCAAUCACUUUUCUUAGGCAAACAACAUACUAUGUGGAGACCUUGAGCAUUAACAAAUAACAGUUCCCUGAUUAGUCAUGAAGAGUGAUUACAUUAUUCACAACUUCCCCCUGAGAAUGCAUUGCCUACAAGCAAUUUUCAACAAAUUGCAGUUUCCCUUUACCCAGUUCUAUCUUUUGCCUAGAUGUCCAACCAAAAUGUUACAAAAAUCAAUAUGGUGCUUGAAUUAAAGGGCUGUUUCAACCCAGCUUUUCUCUUGUAAAUAUCUGUGUUGCAAGUUAAGGAGAUUCAUGUAUCUUAAUGCAAUGUUUAACAAAUCCUGUUUUUCAUUAGAAGAUAGACAUAAAAAGCUGGAGUCACUCAGCGGGUCAGACAGCAUCCCUGGAGAAAAGGAAUAUGUGACGUUUUUGGUUUUUCAUUCUUUGGCUUGUGGAGACUUUACCUCCUGAAUCGUUGUACUAGUAUUCAUUUCAAACCUUGCAUUAGAUUAACCAAAGUUACAAAUUUCAACCAAAAGUUGGAACAUGGAAUUGAAAUUGAUUGCAUUGGCAAUACAAUUGCUUCCGCUUUGAACAUUUCAGAGAAUGAAUUAAAAUCCGAAGCCAGAAAAAACAAUAUCUAUAUAACAAGAUAUAUAUACAUUUAUUCUUGACACAUGAACAAUUUAAGUAUUUCCCUAAUCAAUGACUCGGUCGCUCAAACCAAAAAUGCUCUCUGGAAUUUACCAAUUAACUAAUGAUUAAAAUGUAUAGAUUUGGGUGAUAUGUUGAAUGGACACUGUGGAGUGCAACAAAAUGAUAGGAUUUGAGGUUAUUUCUUAAGAAACUUGAAUUAAAAUCAUUGGUUUAUAAUGCAUUGUUUGUGGGCUGGUAUCAAAAGUAGCAGUGAUGGCUUUUCACUAAAAGGGAAAGAAAAUCUGUCGAAGAGUCACCCUGAAUAUAUGCAGUCUUAUUGAACAAUCAUAGAAUAAAAUUAAGGAAAACAAAGUGCUGGAGUAACUCAAACGUCCAGACCUGAAACUCCACCUAUCCAAUCCUUCCAUAGAUGAUGUCUGAACCAGAGUUAAUCCAGCACUUUACAUUUAGCUCAGGAUUCCAGCAUCUGCAGUCUCUUGUGUCUCCAUCGAAUAGAAUUAGUUCGGAUACCAUCGCUAGGCUUCCCCAGGUUGUUUUUUCUUGUCAGUAAAUUGAUAGGUCCCCAAUUAUUACCUAUGUUGCUGACUUGUGAAGACACUUCUGGAGAUUAUCAGAUGUCCACAUGAUUGUGUGACUGGAGCCCAAUGUUGGGCAAUCUGGGACAGGACAGCAUAUUUCUGUUUCUAAAUGACAUUAGUAAACUAGUUAGGUUUUUGAAAUUUUUUACCACAUUCCUUGUGAUUCCUGCUACCAGGAACAUGACGGAAAAUUGGUAUAUUCAUUAAAGUCCCACUUCGAAAAAAGUAUACCAAGGAAAUUAGGCAUUGUGAAAUAAUGAGGUAUAAGGGAAUUUUAUUUCAUUUGUUGAGAAGAGAACGUGUUGCUUACUAGCAACUACUGGUAGGAUAGAUCAUUGGUCUUUUAAAGUGGCAUACAUGUGAAUUACAUGCAGAGAGAAAAAAAAUAAAAACCUGCAGAUACUGGAAAUCUGAAACAAAAAGAAUGCUAGAAACACUCGGCAGAUGAGGCAGCAUCUGUGGAAGGAAAAACAUUUAACAUUGCCUUUCAUCGGUGAGUAUAGAAAAUGGGAUGUUGUGUUACAGUUGUACAAGACAUUAGUGAGGACACACUUGGAGUAUUGGUGUUCAGUUUUGGUUGCUCUGUUAUAGCAGAGAUACCAUUAAGUUGGAUGGGGGCAGAUAAAAUGAAUGAGGAUGUUGCCAGGACAUGAGAACUUGAGCUAUAGGCAGAGAUUGGGCAGGCUGUGACAUUCUUUCUUGGAGUGAAGGGUGAAUUUAUAAAGGUGUAUAAAAUCAUGAGAGACAUAGAUAAGGUAAAUGCAGUUUUUCCUAGGGUAGGGUAUUCAUGAAAUAGAGGAUAUAAGUUUAAGCUGGGAGGGGAAACAUUUAAUAGGAACCAAAAGGACAAAUAUUUACAUAGUCCGGUGGCUAUAUGGAACGAUCUGCCAGAGGAAGUGGUUGAGGUACAAUAACAAUUGUACCUCAACAAUAUGUAAAUAUUGUUUUAUAAUCUCCAAUCUGUUAUAAAUGUAUGGUAUGGUAUUGUUUGAUCCUGACUAUGAAUGCUUUUGUGUAUAGAGUUUGUACGUUCUCCGUCUGACUGCGUGGGUUUCCUCCGGGAAGCUCCAGUUUCAUCCCACGCUCCAAAGACGUACAGGUUCGUAGGUUAAUUGGCUUGGUACAAGUGUAAAUUUUCCUAAGUGUGUGUAGGAUAGCGUUAGUUUGCAAGGAUUGCAGGUCGGCGCGGACUCGGUGGGCCGAAAGGCCUGUUUCCGCGCUGUAUCUCUAAACUAAACUAAAACUAAACAACGUUUAAGGGACAUUUGAACCGGUACAUUGGAUAGGGAAUGUUCAUAGUGAUAUGAUUCACACAGACUGGAUUUGAUGGCUAUCUUGGGCAGCAUGGACAAGUUGGGCUGAAGGGCUUGAUUCCGUGCUGUAUGACCAUAUUCAGCUGAUUUCCUCUUAAAAUGCAUUAAGGAGCUGUAUUGUGCUCUGAUUUGUAUUUUGUGAAAUGGGAUGCACAAAAUCAAUUUGCACUUGCACUUGAGGGUUCUUAAUUUUGAAUUCUAGCAAUGUGCAGUAUUAUUAUACUGAAAGGACUACUGGAACAUGCAUAGCUACAAAUUCUAAUAUCCUCUGCUUUUGUGCCACAAUCUAUGCUUUCAAAAGUUGCUAAGUUUAUUGUUAUCUAAUUUCCCACUUUAUUUCCAAUGAACAUGUAUUUGUAUAUACUUGAUUGCUUGUACAUUGUUGUAUUUAAUUCUAUCGUUGCCUAAACUGCAUCUUUUAUACUUGUUUAAUAAAUGUUCUGACUGCUUGUUCUAAAUGUUGGGGGCAAGAAACACAUGUUCUGAAUAAUAAAAAAAAUUAAAAGCCAGAACUAAA